Cadophora gregata is the source of this 696-nucleotide messenger RNA. RefSeq lists its product as uncharacterized. Lineage: Eukaryota; Fungi; Ascomycota; Leotiomycetes; Helotiales; Ploettnerulaceae. The transcript has a single exon. The record is from RefSeq and is a predicted model, not a curated record. The coding region runs from base 1 to 696 and encodes 231 amino acids.
AUGUCUUCCCCCAUGAUGGUGAAGGAAGAACAACCCUUCCUGAAAUAUUCAGACGAUGCUACGAUAGAUGAUAAUGAGUCUGAGUCAAGUCAACGGCAUCAUCCACAAGGGCGCUACAGUCGACUUCUCUCAUGCUGCUUGGUAUUCUUCUUCACCUCAGCGCUUUGGGUUGCAGUCAUCUAUCUCACAUCCCCGCCAUCGACAUCAACAGACACAAGCAAUACCUAUGGCUCAUCUCCGGCCCAUCGGCACAAUAUAACCUCCAAUUCUAAACUUAUCAAAUGCGGUAACUCUACUGCAGAAGCAAAAGCUUUGGGCUGCAGAUACGACAUCCUACUCAACCAUUGGGUACCUUCGCAAUGUUGGGAUCAAGAGAUGAUCGAGGAGUAUCAAGACGAUAACAGCUGGACUGCAUUUUAUGAUGAGGAUUUGAGGCUGCCAAUCAAAACUAUUGACGAAAUGGGCGACCGUGACCAUUAUUGGACUUCAGCGAGGGAUCACAUCAAUCAUUGCGCCAUGAUGUGGAAGAAGCAGUUUUGGGUGAUGUUUGAGGAUCGUGUGGCUAUGGAUUCGCUGAUUACUGGGCCGGGGCAUACGGAUCAUUGCGCGCAGUAUCUGAUGGAUGCGUCAAGUGGCAAUUUCACGCUGUCGACGAGGGUUGAGGUCGGGUUUGCUGGCUGUUGGGUACGAAGCUAG